Cyclospora cayetanensis is the source of this 858-nucleotide messenger RNA. RefSeq lists its product as uncharacterized. The record is from RefSeq and is a predicted model, not a curated record. Lineage: Eukaryota; Apicomplexa; Conoidasida; Eucoccidiorida; Eimeriidae. Bases 1 to 858 code for a protein of 285 amino acids. The transcript has 4 exons.
AUGCAUGGUUGCGACGAAUAUGGCAAAGGACAUGGAGUCCACGAGCAGCAGCAGCAGCAGCAGCAGCAGCUGCAGCAAGCCGAGCAGCUGAUAGAGCAGCAGCAGAGGCAUUCGAAUUCCAAGGACCCUGAGCUUCUGUACAAUUUCCUGGUGGCACACCUAGAGUCUGACUCAGCAGAAUGGCGAGUUGCGUGCGACUCAGUGUACUCUAUAUUAGGAUAUCUGCCUUGGGGCCCAAGGGAUCCCAAAUGGAGGAUCCACAAGGAUGCGGUGUUGGAGACGAGGGAGGGAAACUACCAAGUUGUGGGACAGCUAAAAAGGGCACUAGACAAUAUGAAGAAAGCAACCAAAAAGCUUGGCAGUAUAAAGAGGCUGUGUGAUGACACUCUGAACUUGGGGGGGCCCCUGUUGAAAGUUCCGUCAGGAGACGCCAUUAGCAGAGACAUGCUGCACUACUUGGACCGGGCCCAUGCCGCACAAAAAUACCUCGUUUCGUUUGUUGAGGGUAUAUUGGAUCGGCACGAGGCCUUUGACGAGAAAUAUACCAGCGAUGCGCCAGAUGUUGCCUUCAGCAAUCUAAGUGUAGCGGCAUAUCAGGAGGCUUCCCACCAAGCCCGAAGUCUGCUCCCUUCCUUGCCUCUCGAGCUGCGAAAUAUCACUCUCUUCAGCACAGCAUUAGACACGUUCAUGGCUGAGAUUCAGCAAAAACACAGGGAAGGAGUUCCGCUUGGAGGCCCUCCAGCAAAGCGAGCAGUACCAGAACCCCCGGGUGGAAUCGACAUUGCCUCGCUCAGCCCGCGUCAUCAACUAACCUGUAUUCUAGAAUUUGGGGCUGCUCGUGAUGCUGCUGCUGCUUAG